CCUAAGUUAAAGGUCCCACUCCAGCUAUUUUUUAACUUUUACCAUUGAAAAACUGCAUUCGAAGUAUAAAUACAGUAAAGUACACACACGCUAAGCUCACCAUAUGCUUCCCAGUCAGAACAGUUUGCGCAUAUGUUAUUACUACAUUUUGUGACGUUUUUGUUCAUUCUGGUCUUUGGCAGUUCACACACAAAAUGUUUUCUUGAGGCAAGUCGAAGACUUUGGCCACCAAAGUCUAUGUCCCUUCAUCUGUGAUUGGUCAACAGUACUACUAGUAGUAAGAGUGGGAACAUUUGUUGUCAUUCAGCGAGAGACGACUAGUUUUCAUGCACAUUUAUUUCAUUUGAGAAAUACUUAAUCAAACAUCUUAGCUACUGUAGGUGUAAAAUUGCGCGACUAAGACCUCCUUGUCAAAAUGAAUGACAGAUUUCUUGAUUGAUCUUAGAUGAAUUCUGACUAUUUUGAGGAAGUGUUUCUGCCUAUGUUGUUGCUACGGUGGCUCAAAAGGGACAAACAACAGUAAUAUUGCCUAUUUUUUUCCUACUUUUUCAAGUGAAGGGCUUUUGGGAGUAUGAGAGCAAAGACAGUCGCUUCGCCAAGCCUAAUUCUGAUAGAAGCUAACCGAACCUAUGUAUGUGGACGCCUUAAGUUUCCAAUGUCUGUAUUUCUCUCUCAAUGGCCAAGUGUACCCGCUCCUGAGGACCUGAUCUCCAUCUACUGCCACUGCCGAGGGAUCCCAUUCUCUCUGCCUCAGCUCAACUUCUACCUGGCCCUCCAUGUCUUUAAGAUGGCAGGGAUUGCUCAGGGCGUCUAUGUCCGCCAUGUCCUGGGCAAUGCCAGUGCUCCGAAUGCUGCCCAGUUUGGCCAGAGUGUGGAGCCGUUGGCCCAGGUUGGGCUGCAGAUUGCAGAAAGGUGCUAGUCACCCACAACUGCAAGGUGACCAUCGUGAUGUGCAAGAGCAGGUCAAACAAUGAUGAAACCAGCAGUGUCUGCCUCCCAGCCGUCGACGACCUUGGCAUCAGAGAAACGGAAUGAAAGAAAGAGCUAACUUUAGCCGCUGCUUACUAAAAGUCAUCGGAAGCAGCGGGCGGUGCUUGUCGGUGUGGCUGCUUAACCUCACAGGAUAACAAAAGCACUGUGCAUCAUCGUGGAUGGGAGUGAGAUUCAUAAUGGCUGUGGGCUAUCGCAGCUGGACAAAGUCUGAGGGAUAGUAGCACCACACAUAAGUCCCAUCUCCAUGUCUCUCAGAUGUGUUGUUCAGCUGAAGUGCUGCUCCCUCAUUUCUCUAUGCCGGCAGCUUAUUUUAAUAUACAAGAUUGAUCUCUCCUGUCCAUGAAUAUUCCCUUCUUAAUAAAUCUGUGACUGUGUCCCAAAUGGCACCCUAUUCCCUAUAUAGCGCACCAGUAUUUUCCCAUAUUGAGGCAUCAGAACAGGCAUCAGGUCAUAUUCGGCCGUAUUUCCGGUCUUUAAUGUACUCCUUUGGCAGAGUCUGGGCCAAUAGCGGUGACUCAGCGUGAAUCCUUCAUUUUAGUGACAGCCAAUGGGAUUCACUCCUUUAAAUGCCAUCCCCUGAGUCCCAAAUGGCAUCCUAUUCCCCUACAUAGUAAACUAUUUUUGACCAGGGCAUUACUGUAGCAUUAGGGCUCUGGUCUAAAGUAGUGCACUACAUAGGGAAUAUGGUGCCAUUUAGGAUGCAGACACUGUCAGAUCUGUCAGCAUUGGAGCUGAGAUAAACUAAAUAGUGCUCAAUACUCUACCGUGUCAAGUUUAUCUUCAAAUUUUUAGGAUAGCAGCCCGCCAUUUAGCUAGCGCUAAGCUUGCGAAGGCACAGUGAUUUGGGAAUUGAAUAGUGCUCAAUACCCUGGCAUAGGCAGCUUCUCUAUCUAUUUACCAAAUGUUUAUGGUCACAAAUUUGUGUUUAGCAGCACUUAGAUGAUAAAAAGUAUUGAGUGUACGAAAUUAGGAUUUAUACCAUGCUAUAAGAUUAUCAUAGGGGUUAAGGCUCUCAGCUCUGCCAUUGCCAAGUAAUAUAUGUUAAAUGUUGUUGCAUUUGGAACCACAGGAUGUUUGAGUUGCUCGGCCAGUGCGGACAUGCACAGCAACUGUAUAACUAGAGAAACCAUAAUAAGUCAUAUAUUUGAUCAAAUUUGAUCAAUGUCAUUUAAAUUGAGGAAAACACGUUGCUUGAUAAACAGCUUCAUUACUGACACCUAGAGGUCCAAUUGAGUUACUGUCAAAAAAAACGUUUUAUGAGCAUUUUAUGAGCUGUACAUUGUGAGCGAGUGAGUCUGUAUGUCUGCUAAUCUGUCUGUCUAUUUUGUUGUCUGUCUGAAUGUCUCUCUGAAUGAAUGUCUGCUCUAUUUGCUGUGCUGUGUAUCUAUGUCCCAGGAGGUGGUGGCCCACUGGAAAGCAGAGUGUGGCCUGGCCAUAGACUAGACUCUCCUGCUGACCCUGCAUUCUGCUCACACCCUGGAUACGCUGGGCAGCAGGACCGCCAGGAAACAGCUAACACACACCUAAUUAGCAGAACAAACCGUGUAAUUGUCUCCCAAAUUGUCUCCCAAACUGUUAUGUGACAGUUUUUUAAAAAUACUGGUCUAUAUAGACUGGUGCCCCGUGUAUAUAGACAAGACUCAUGAUGUAUUAUUACUUUUACUAUUACAUUUUGUACUUUUCUAUUAUUUCUCUAUUAUCUUUCUCUGUAUUGUUGGGAAGGGCCCGUAACUAAGCAUUUAACUGUUAGUCCACACCUGUUGUUUUACGAAGCAUGUGACGAAUCAAUUUGUUAUUUCAUUGAUUUGAUACUAAAUGUAACAUUGCCUGUUUGAUACAGACCCCCUCGGUAUGUAAAUGUGUGUCUGAAACCGUCAGAAGAUGUCAAUGAAUUGUGAAUAUGAAUUACAGCCUCCUGCUUCCUGCUUGGAAAGGUCAGUCUGA
This is a messenger RNA of Oncorhynchus nerka (sockeye salmon), 2937 nucleotides long. RefSeq names its product acyl-CoA dehydrogenase family, member 11 (gene acad11). The record is from RefSeq and is a predicted model, not a curated record. The transcript has 4 exons. Bases 572 to 919 code for a protein of 115 amino acids. Lineage: Eukaryota; Metazoa; Chordata; Actinopteri; Salmoniformes; Salmonidae.